Molecule: messenger RNA, 2448 nt
Organism: Neurospora crassa OR74A
Lineage: Eukaryota; Fungi; Ascomycota; Sordariomycetes; Sordariales; Sordariaceae
Product: yippee family protein
Exons: 1
Coding region: 841-1809 (322 amino acids)
Source: RefSeq, a predicted model, not a curated record
GCUUGCUGUGUCAUCGCAAUCUCGAAAUGCCUUUGUUUUGUUUUCUUUUCUUUUCUGUACGACAGGCCAAGUCCUCGAGAGCCGAGUGCUUGGAUGUACGACAAACAGUGUACUCCAUUUCAUCAGUACGCAACGCAAAACCGACCGCAAAACGAGCCCUCGGCGCCAAGUCAACGAACAGACAAUAAGAGACUCCCCCCUUGAAACACUCUGGACCCCCCCUCCUCGGAGGGAUCAACCUGGGCCUAUCGAUAAGGAGGACAUGUUUCCCUCGACCGAGGGCGGGGGGCUUCGGUGAUCCUUCAAGACGUGUAACUCUCCGACUGAACCGGACACAAAUAUGAUGUCGGGCACUUUCACUUUGGGGAUUUGCAUUGGGUCUUUGUGCAUACCCGUCGAUCCAGCAAACAUGGACUUUCAAACAGAUUCAGGCGGGAAAGGCUUGACAUGGACAAGUCGACCGACAGACCAUUCAAUGCCAACGGUUCAUGAAUCGUGACAUGGUCCGAGGAUUGGGUCGAGAAGAAGGUCAGAGUGUCAAAGGAGGUGCGAGGCAUGACACGCCCGGAUGACCACCUUCCCCCCUCCCCUCCAACCUGACACCUACCUAGGACAUGCCCGGCUUUAAAAAGGUAAGUAGGCAUAUCAUAUGUCGAUCGCUCCCGCGUCGUAGUUUGUCGUUUGAGUUUUGAUUCCUUUGUUUGCUCGAGUCUGUUCAAGAGUUCAGUUCUUUCGCUAUUCGGCUUGGUGAUCUUCAGUUCGCUGCUGUCGAGUUAUCUCAAAUUCGCCUUUGGAGAUUUCGAAUACCGUACAUGUAUCACAGCACCGGCCAACGACACCAUGGUUUUCAACUUGUACACCACCAGCAGCCCGGCGGCUUCGGCCGAUAGUGGCCCAAUCAAACCCAUCUACCUCCUCCCGAGUUUUAGCUUGCCCUUUCGUCGACGCAGGCCGUCCACCACACUCACUCAGACAUACGAUCACCGCCUGGAUGACACCGAGUCCGAUGGCCUCCCAUCGCUUUCCAGUUCUCCUGAUUCAUUCACCACCGCCUUUUCAUCCGAUUACACCCCGAUUCAGCCAACUUCUACCCGUCUCUCCCCCAUCCAACCCGACAUCCUUCGCUGCGCCCACUGCGCGUCCGACAUCGCCUUCACUUCUCAAAUCAUCAGCAAAGGCUUCCACGGUCGCCACGGCCGGGCCUAUCUCGUCUCACCCACACCUUCCCAGGCCCCAGGUCCCCAUCCGUCUUUUGGCUUCUUUUCUUCACUCAUCCAUCUCCCGUCAUCUGCUGCCACCAGGACGACGGAACUGCCCAACAUCUUUACAGAAGCCCCCGAAAUCCGCCGCCUGGUAACGGGCCAGCACACCGUCGCUGACAUCACCUGCGCCGUGUGCGGGACCAAGCUGGGGUGGAAGUACGUGGAUGCAAAGGAGAGUUCGCAGAAGUAUAAAGUCGGGAAAUUCAUCUUGGAGUGCGCGAGGGUCGUCACGUUUCGGAGUUGGGAGGAUUCGCCCAAGGACGAACAGGAGGGUGUCGUCGGUGACAUGGGGAAGAAUGGAAGGCGGGGGUUGGUCAAGGGGGCGAGUGGAAAACGGAAGCAAAAGGAAGCAGCUGCGGAGGAGGCGGCGGUGCGAGGUGAAGAGCAGGAACCCGUGUCGCCAACUGCGGUCAUCUUUGACUCGGACAACGACUCUGAAUGCGAUGACAUCUUUGCUGGAGUCUGGGAUGCCGAGACCGUGGCUAAGCGGCGCAAGGGGAAGCUGACCAACAUGAAGCCGCCUAGGGGAGGGCUUUUUUGGUCGUGAUGGAUGACCUGUCAGCCGGAGUUGUUUGCUUUGGUCGGAGACUGUGGGAGUAUGGGCUGCCAUUACUAGAGGUAGUCUCAUGGAGCUGAGCUGGAUACUGAGCAUCGUGCUCGAAAAUCCGGCAUAGUGGCGAGCGUUUGCAUGGAUGUCAAAUGGUCAUCAGAUCAUCAUUUGGACCUUGGCUUGACGAAUGGAGCGUGUGUUCCUAGCCAGAGCGAGUCUUUUGGGUACUUCAUUUGGACGCUUCAUGGCUGGUAUGGUGGUCUGGCAGUGACUGAUGCUUUCAUAAUCGGAUCUCCAGAACUACGGGAGUACCUAGAACGGGGCGUUUUGAGGUUAUUUGGAAGGUCUACUUCACCUACAUCGUUGAUAUGGGUUUUCCAUUUUCUUGGUUCACUGGCUUUUUUCUUUUUACUCAGCGCUGGGGCACGAAUGGGCAUACGGUAUAAGGGCAUAAUCGGUCUAGGGCAUUAGCGCAAGGUGUUCGAACCGGUGUGGAACUGGUAUCACAUAAUGGGUAUUUCGAACUGAACUAAUUGACUACUUUCCAACAUCAUCCACCGACACGAAAUGUGUCCUGACCGUCCUAGCAUGACGCCGCACUCCAUGCUGCUACUCCUCCCAACAGCAACCACUCCC